UUGUCAAUCAUGUCAGCUGGGCGGCGAGCGCCGAAGUAUUGUUUUUGUAAAUUGUAAUUUGAUUUUGUAAUUAUGUUCCUGUGUGAUUUAAUUUAAAUAAAAACCAUGAGUGUAUUAAUUAAUUCAAGUUUAAUGCAUAGAAUAAUGCAAAAACAUUUUAAAACGCAUAAAAUAUUUAAUCGUCACAUUACAAAUGUUCCGAAAAAGAAAACUGCCAGUUCUGUUUAUCGUAGCAUGAAUAUAUUCGAUAGAAAUGCGAAGAUUUUACAAAAAGAAAGGUCAGCUCAAGAUAAAGAUUAUCACUUAUAUGAGUAUGUAAGAGAGGAAAUUGGCUGGCGUACGGCAGAUAGGAUAUUUGAUAUUAAGAGAACAUUCAAAAAUGCAGUGGAACUGGGAGCGGGCCGCGGUUAUGUCUCUAGACAUUUCUUACCGGACAGUGUUGAGAAGGUCACCCUUGUUGAUACAUCCCAGACACAUUUAGAUAAAGCUAUUGUUGGUGAUGGUGUUAAGGUAGAUAAGGUUGUGAUGGACGAAGAAAAUAUUGAUUUUCCUGAAAACAGUAUUGACCUUGUUGUGUCUUCAUUGGCACUGCAUUGGGUUAACGACUUACCAGGAUGCUUUGAUAGAAUCAUGAAUUGCUUGAAACCAGAUGGGGUGUUUAUAGCGUGUAUGUUCGGAGGUGACACCCUCAUGGAGCUGCGGCAGUCCAUCCAGCUGGCGGAGAGCGAACGUCUGGGCGGAGUGUACCCACACGUGUCGCCCUUCACCAGGAUACAGGAUGUGGGGGGCCUGCUCAAUGCCGCGGGGUACACCCUGCAGACGGUGGACGUGGACUCGAUGUCGGUGUGGUACCCGAGCGCGUGGCACGUGAUGCGCGACGUCCGGCGCUCGGGCGAGGGGAACGCGGCGCACAACCGACCCGCCAUGCUCGCACGCGACGUACAGUUCGCGGCCGCCGCGCUCUACGACGAGAUGUACGGCAAGGAUUUCCCUGAAAAGGAGUCCCGCGGUGUCCCGGCAACUUACCAGAUAAUAAACCUUGUGGGCUGGAAACCAGACCCCUCUCAACCGACACCAAUGGAGCGCGGUUCUGGUGAAGUGUCGCUGAAGGAUCUGCACAAGAUUGACGAGAUUAUCACGCACACGGGCAAAGUACAUUUACGAGAUGAAGACCUUAAAUAAAUAAGUACUUCGUUAUUAAUACUAGACGGACUUCCACACAUAUUCCACAAAAAUAAUAAUUUAUAAAUAAAUAAAUAUCUAGCCGCUACGCAUAGCUUGUGCCACUGUGAUAUACAAUACAAGAGACCGACAAUACAAGACUACAACUAUGAAGUCCGUGUUUACCAAUUUUUGCGGGGCAUAUGGGCGUGGCGUACAAGCGAUCAAAAUUAACCAAUCACAUCGCUUCCCGACGAAAUCGGUAUUAUAUUACUGUGUAUUAUACGACUAAGUUUUAUUGAACUUGUGUAAAUGACGAGAAGCAAUAACUCUCACGAUUUGGUAGUAUUAUAUACAAUAAUAAUUAAUGAGUAAGAAAAUUGUACUCACCAGUGAAAUCUAAUGUUACAGUGAGCUUUGCUUUGAACCACUGUUCAAUUUACACCACAAAACGGAACGUACCAUCAUUUUUGUAGCUUACGUCUCGUGUUGCACGCUCUGUGUCUGAAUGCCAACUGAACGCGCAUGAAACGUCAUUUUGUUAGUAGAGGUCACUUGACCGCUGCUCGGUCCAAGGGAAAAGCUUAGCGGACGAGUUAUUGUUAGUCUAUUCUCUUUAAAUGUAUUUGUAAUACGAUUAUAAAAUGAAUGUACUUGCGUAGAGCAACGGCGGGGAUCUUUGGGGGGGACUGCGGCUGAGUCGUACGACUUAAGUCUCAAGCUCACGUGUAAAUUCAAAUUUGAUUAUUGAAAAUAGGAUUUAAAAUCACUUAUUGAAUGUAAAAAACUAUCACCAAUAGUAUGCAUCAGACAAUAGCCUGAGGGCGUUCGCUCCAUUCCACACAAAUGUUUUUAAUGAUUCAUUUGAAUUUGGUAACACAUUUGUUUUGUACAUUUGUCUGGCAUGAUGUUGUUAAAAGCAUAUACAUCGGCCAGUAAAAAUUUACUAACUCCACUUAACCGAGUAGUAGGCAUAACAAAUUUAUGUUUGUUCCUCUUGUUAACCUUAUGAUUGUCGCAGUUUCUAGCGAAUUCGUUAGUGUGAUUAUGAACACAAAAGGCUUUAUCAUGCAGCGGUCAAAAUGUUUUUUUUCUUGAUUUUUUUUAAUGAUUCUGUAGGACCUAGGCUAUAAAUAGCUGGAAUAGUAAUAAAUAAUAGACCUUAAUGCGCAAUAUGUUCGAGUUUUUAUUUAUAUUUAUUAUAAUGAGAUAAAAAAAUUAACAUACAACUAAUAAGCGCAAUCGUAUUGUCACUGUAAUGGACAGAUUAUGUGGUGGGUCAUCUUCCCGUUUCUUCACUUGUUACAUUUAACAACAUUAACAGCAAUUUAGGUCUACAAAAAGUGUCUUUAUAAAAAUUCAAUUGCAAAAAUAUCUGGGUUUUUAUUUAUUGUAAUAAUUAUAUUAGUUCUAAUUAAUAAUUAGAUGUACAAAUAAAUUGUGUUAUUUGUUA
This is a messenger RNA of Leptidea sinapis, 2614 nucleotides long. RefSeq names its product arginine-hydroxylase NDUFAF5, mitochondrial. The transcript has 6 exons. Lineage: Eukaryota; Metazoa; Arthropoda; Insecta; Lepidoptera; Pieridae. The record is from RefSeq and is a predicted model, not a curated record. Gene Ontology annotation, cellular component: mitochondrion. Gene Ontology annotation, biological process: mitochondrial respiratory chain complex I assembly. Bases 106 to 1182 code for a protein of 358 amino acids. Gene Ontology annotation, molecular function: S-adenosylmethionine-dependent methyltransferase activity.